Molecule: messenger RNA, 3823 nt
Organism: Racocetra fulgida
Lineage: Eukaryota; Fungi; Glomeromycota; Glomeromycetes; Diversisporales; Gigasporaceae
Source: the annotation of a GenBank genome assembly
AUGACUGUAGAUAAUCCCUUAAUUGAGUCACUCAAGGUCUAUUUUCUUCGUGAACUACGUCAUAAAGGUCUUUCAAUUGAUGACGUAAAACGAUUCUGUACAGCACACACAAAUAAAUUUCCUUGGUUAUCCACUUUCAAAUGGAAUGAUAAUAAAGAUACUCGUCUUCCAUUUAAUCCAUAUUGGCAACUACCGGAAUACCGCCAGGCAGAGAACGCAUUUAAAGAAUUGUACAGCAUUGGUAACAAGGCUCCUUUUCAGGCUUUUAUGCAACAAUUGCAAAAUAUUAAUGCAUUUCGUGCAAGAAUUGCAUUAAUUGGACUUAUUAUAUCUCGCCUACAUGUGGUUAGGGCAUCUCGUGAAUGGGGUGCGCCAGAAAAUCAAUCUGCAGACUUUUUGAAGGUCGUUGGUACAAUGAACAAUUUAUCAGCUGGAUAUAAACAAACUAUAGGAAGAAUACUUUCAAACAAUCAAUCUCUACUUCGCUUAGAUCAUACUAUAGAUAAUAGUAAUUUGUUCUUAAAAUCAGUUAUAGCUCAUAUUGUAGCAUUACAUGCUUCAAUUCCACCAAAUUCCACACCACUUGCGGCAUAUUUCCAUCAGAUAGAUGCAUGUCAAAAUAUGUUUAUUUUGGCAACCGUUUCUGAUAUUGAAUCAUUAAUUUUAAGCGCUGUAAUUAAUGGAGGUGGUGGACAAAUUACUCGAUAUUCGUGUCAAUGUGGAUAUAUGUAUGUAAUUGCUAACUGUGGUCAGGCAAUGGAAGCGAUAAGGUGUCCGGGAUGUAAAAAUAAUACAAUUGGUGGGGCUAACCAUACGUCAGCAGCUGGAAAUCGAAAAUUAGAUAACACGCCAAUAACUGGCCCUAUAAACUCCAAAGAUCAACCUGGAUAUAUCGGAGAACGAUUUAACAAUGCGAUUGACCAUUCAGUUCGAUCUAUGCCGCCUUCUUCUUAUAGAAUUUUACAUUUAAUCGUUCAUGCCUUAAUUGGAUCUUCUGCGCACUCUCCGACAACAUUAAAUUUCUUACGAAGACAUAACCAAACAGCAGAUAACACUGAACAAUAUUGUCUGGGCCAUAUUAUUACUGAUUGGACAGUUCUUAGACAAAUUCUUAACUGCUCAGAUGAACACUUGGCAUUGCUGUUUCAUUCAUUACUUACAGCUAUGACACAAACACCACCGCCUGCGUCAAUGCUAAGGACAUCAGCUGAACGUGACGAUUGGGAAACGAAAUUUACGCGAAAUUACGUUUCUCCAUUAAUUAGGAGUGUUACUGAAACGGUAACAACCUUUAGCACAGCAUUAGCCGCUGCAUCUGCAGGUCAAGGCAAUAAUGCCAAUAUUAUCGAAUCUGAAAUUGAUCAAACAAGAGCGAUAGAUGAAGAAUAUCGAAUUUCGAAAUUACCACGACUUUGGCGUAAAAUUGACUUAGUUACUUUUAAUAGUUUCCGUGCUUAUUAUAAUGGAGACCUAACGCAAUAUCAAGCAAAAUAUCCAUUCCUUGCGGUAUUUUUCAAAUAUUCUGAACGAUUAGAAAUCAUUAAGAACCUUUGGCCAAUUGUACAAUUCGUACAAAUCUUAUCUUCGCGUCUUUCUUAUCGAAUCAGUAGAAAAGUCGCAGAAAAGAUGACCUUUGACGAAUUUAUUGAUAAGGAAGCGGACAAAGCUGAUUUAAAUAAAAUGUAUAAAAAAUUUGAGGAAUCUUGGAAUAUCGUUAUCGAUAAGGUUGAUAGAUACCAAUGUCAUGAAUUAAGUGAAAAACCAGGAAUGAGUCGCAAUAUGCCUAUUAUUAUGGGAUUAAUAGAAGAAAAAGAUUUGAGUCUUUACCUCUGUGCAAUUUUAGAAUAUUUAAUUGGCUUACAAAACAAUUUCUUGCGAGAUGUUAUGACUAUUCCCCCUGGUUCUUGUAAAGCACUUAGAUUUUUAGAACAAACGUCAUUUGAUGCAGAAGAGGUAACUUCUGCUAUAACAUCAACUAGUCAAUAUUCCGUUCGCUCAUUAACACUUAAUCAAGCUCAUGUUGAUAACAUUAUUUCAUAUAACCAAGAAGAAUUUAGGGGAAUUCAUAUGUUCAGCCAAAGAAAUUUAGGAGUUGGACGUGGUCUUGACGUUAUUUAUGAUUUACAAAAAAUAGAAGUUGAACUUGCACGGCAACUUGUGUUUGAAAAGGUUUAUAUAGAUACAGUAGGCGAAACUUCAUUAUACAUGCAACCUUUUUCAUAUCAUAUGGAACUAAUUCAAGUAUCCAUUCGUAUUCUUGGAGAUAUACAAGAACUAAUUCCCCAAGAACCUAUUCCAACUGAACUAGCAGAAUCGUUAACAGGAUCUUCGGUAAACAUGCCAUAUUCUUUCCAAUCAAACAGUAUGGAUACAUCGUUUGAUAAUCCAUCAGAGAUUCUUUCAUCCUUGGAAAUUCUGCUUUGCUUUAUUAAAAGGACACCCGGUGGCAAUGGUGAAAGUUUUAUAAAAGAUUAUGUAAACCAAUGGUCAACACUUUCUGGACUUAGCGAAAAUCAUGAAUUUCGUAGUUUGCUAAACAAACCCUUGAGACUUAAGCACAUAAUUUCCUUAUAUGAAUUAAUAGAGGGACUAGUAGCAAAUUUAACAAUUGAAUAUACUCAUGAAAAAUACAAGGAAGAGCUCACUCCUAAACAGCGAGAAGAAAUAGACAAUAUUAUAGAUUUUGAAGUUAAACAACCUGCAGCAAUUGUCAAUAGAAAAAUAAUGAAAUUCUCUGCUGAAGUUUUUGCUACAGCUCUUAGAAGAUUUAUUUAUAGAUUUUUACAAGGCGAAAAACAAAAAGAGACCGAACCUCUUGCGCUUUACGUUUGUGAACCAUCACUUCACUUUUGGCCAUCUAUAAUUUCUGAAACAGAAAAUUUGGAUGAAUUAUUCCCAGAAAGCUUGUUAGUUAAUCAAGCAUUUGAAGCCUACAAAUAUGUUAUUGAACAGAUUGAGAACGGGAUUAAUGCCGAUAGUUCGGUUAAUAGUCCCACUAGUACCCUUAAUGCAGUAGCAAGUACUGACAGUCCUAGCGCUAAAGCUUGUACAACACUCAAUGCUUGCAAUAAAGCCAAGACUAUAUGUGGGUCUGCAUUUGUCCCCCCUACGUUGAACGGUUCGAGUCAUUAUUCAGCGUCGGCUUGUUAUAAAAAUGCGAAAUAUAAUUAUGCCAUUGAUGAUAUGAACAAAUGGCAAAAUGAUUGUGCUGCUUUAGAAGAUGGAAAUAUUUAUGAUGAUCCGAUGAAUCAUUCAGGAAAAAAAGAAUAUGGAGUUGCCCACCAGCCAACAUUCCAGCUUCAAAACAUUCAAAUGAAACAACAUGCAAAUGUGAUGGGUUCAAAUUGGAAUGAAUCGAAAAACACACUUGUAAACAGUUUGGGUUAUAUUGAAAAACAAUCAACGACUCGGGAAGUCAGUGCCUUCGAACAAACUGCAACUCAGAAAGUAGGUGCUUUCGAACAAACAGCAACUCAGGAAGUUAGUACCUUUGAACAAACGGAAACUCAGGAAGUUAGUGCCUUUGAACAACCCGUAAUUCAGGAAAUUAGUGCCUUUGAGAAAACAGCAACUCAGGAAGUUAGUGCCUUCGAACAAACAGCAACUCAGGAAUCUAAUGCUCUUGAACAAACAGCAACCAGAGAAUUUAAUACCCUUAAACAAGCAACGACUCAUGAGCAAAAUACAACACAAGAAUUUAGUGCUCUUGAUAAAUCAGCAGCUCAAAAAGUUAAUGAAAACCCAAUCUCACUAGAAAUUGGCCAGCAGUAUAACUACUAUUCCGAUGAUGAAUAUGAUGGCUAUAGCAGCUAUUAUCGCAGCA